Messenger RNA from Scophthalmus maximus (turbot), 4116 nucleotides. RefSeq names its product sorting nexin 16 (gene snx16). NCBI's taxonomy places the organism in Eukaryota, Metazoa, Chordata, Actinopteri, Pleuronectiformes, Scophthalmidae. Bases 495 to 1553 code for a protein of 352 amino acids. The transcript is spliced from 9 exons. The record is from RefSeq and is a predicted model, not a curated record. Gene Ontology annotation, biological process: endosome to lysosome transport; early endosome to late endosome transport; protein targeting to lysosome. Gene Ontology annotation, cellular component: late endosome; early endosome; extrinsic component of endosome membrane. Gene Ontology annotation, molecular function: phosphatidylinositol binding.
UGGUGUGAAUCCAAGCGAGCUAACAUGAGCAGGACCGGGGAGGAGAGAGUGCAGCGCACACACAGCGACGACCCAGUCCCGCGCUGGGCUUUAUGUGUAAACUAACAAACACGUUUUGUGACGGGGGAAGGAUAUUGGCUUUCCUACGUCCCGGUAGUCAGCGUACACCAUCCGCAUGUUAUUCUGGUUUUCAUUUCUACCACAUACAGAGACACGGGGCUGGGCUCUCUUCCGGGCUUCUCCGUCUGAAAGCAGAAAUUGGUUUCAAGCCUCAAGUUCCUCCAUUAGAAGCCAACAUGCAGGUUCACCUUCGUUAACUUCAAAUACAAGCAUCAUGACUCGCGCCUCCGGCAUUCACCGGGAUGGGAUGAAACUUUGACUGGAGCAGAGUCAACCCCUCGGGGAGAGCUAUAUUGCUUCACUCCAACAUCACACAGCAUUGCUGUGGCAAAGCAAGGUCAGUGUCUGAGUGGAAAAGUGUAAAACUCAGGAAGAUGGCAUCGCCCUUUGUGCCUGUCCCUGUGCCCAUGGGCAGGGCCUUUUCAGGUGGUAGCAACAAGCUGAGAAGGCCACAGCGAGCUUCCUCACUAGGCAGUGUCUCCAGUAGCUCGGAGGACCACAGAAGAGAAUGUGGAGGAUCCCGGCGCCAGUCCCGCUGCACGGACAGAGGCAGCCGCAGCCGGACGCCGCCACCCCUCCAGAUCCCAGUGACACAGGCCAGAAUUAAUGGGACUCUGGAGCCCUCUAUAGAGUACUCCAGCUGCCCCCGCUCUGUGUCAGAUCCUUGUGGGAGCCAGCAAGGCGAGGAGAGGCCUAUCACCCCAACUCUGCUGGGGUAUGAAGUCAUGGAGGAGAGGGCCAAGUUCACGGUAUACAAGAUCCUGGUCAGGAAGACUCCAGAUGAGAGCUGGGUUGUGUUUAGAAGGUACACAGACUUCUCCCGGCUCAAUGACAAGCUGAAGGAGAUGUUUCCAGGCUUCCGGCUCUCGCUGCCUCCUAAGCGGUGGUUUAAAGACAACUACGACAGCGACUUCCUGGAGGACAGACAGUUGGGACUACAGGCCUUCUUGCAAAACCUGGUUGCACAUAAAGACAUUUCCAACAGCCUGGCAGUGAGAGAGUUUCUGUGUCUGGAUGACCCACCGGGACCCUUUGAUAGUUUGGAGGAGAGCAGGGCGUUCUGUGAGACACUGGAGGAGAGCAACUAUCGUCUCCAAAGGGAGCUGCUAGAGAAGCAGAGGGAAAUAGCCUCCCUGAAGAUCAGGCUGGAGGAGAGGGAUCAAGCCAUCCUGCUGCUGGAGAAACACAUCAAUGGUGAAUGUGUGAGCCCAGAGUCACCGUGUAGACUCUCAGCUCAGGGCAGUGAGAGCAGUGCAGAUGUGGAUGUGGAGUCGUCCGCUGCAGAGGCUGAUCAGGACAUGCCUGACGACCCUGGUGGCAGAUGUGAGGUCCAACUGGUGCGAUCAUCUGCCUGUUGGUGCGGGCCGCCGCUCAGCUCCUCGCCUCCGGUCAUCCAGGUCACCCAGCUUUACCAGCAGCAGGUGGAACACUGAGGCUGAUGCUAACGCUGGUUCAAUGCUGCCCCCCUCGUCUUCUAUCUGCCCUUCCCUUAUGAGUGCUAUUAAGUUCUCCUCAUUUGUUUUGGCUGGCCUUUCUUCAACCCAGUGUUAAACUUCCCUUUCCACCUUUCAGAUAGUAACUGCAGUUUCACAUUUCAGCUGGAUCUGAGCCAACCUUUCCAUCCACAUCCGUGUAUAGGAUAAAAAGGGAAAGGUUUCAUACGGAUACAGCUCCCAUUAUAUAUUUUAUCUGGCACCUACAGAAGUGUUCAGUCUGAACACCUUGUGCAACUUCCUAUAAGAAUAAUAUAUGGAAUUACUCAGCUCUACUUCUUAAAAGUUUAUAAUGUCUUAAACUGUGUGAGGAUUUCUCUGUACUCCUCGAUCACUGUUGAACCUCCCACCGUGGCCAAAGUUUGGCUUCUUGACCAAAAGAAUUGGAGAACUAAAGAUUCACAAUCACACCACUGGAUGGCGUGAUGACUUAUACAAAUGUGACAAUCUACGGAAAACCGGAACACUCAUUUCAUCCAUUUCUGCAGAGGGCUUCGCCUUAUGGCUCUUCACUUGAGACGAGAGGCACGUGUCUCAAAUCGGAGAAACAAUGAAACAAGCCCAUUUUGGCCACAGGAGUAAGAAACAGUCUGGAUAAAUGAAAUGUCUCGGGAGAGUUGUUGGUAACCAGGUGGGUAUCACAGAGGACUGAUCACUUUCUGUUCGCUGACACUUCCAUGCCACGGCGUUGUACUGCCAGCGGCUGUCAUUGAUACAGACGGACCUCCUUUCUUGUGUUCUACGUUUCAGUCAAACUCGGUUAGUAUCCAAAAGCCGACAUUCUCUCGUCCCUUCAGUGUCAUUUGUCCCGCAAGAAACUCGAAACAUGCUGUACCAAGAGAGAUCCAAGGAAAUGUGGCCUAUUGUCUCUUUUUGGAAGGAAUGUAAUGGCCAAUGUAUACAUUAAUGAUGUCAUUUCCCACUCUGCACCACUGCUGCAAUGCUUAUACUCCUCUAUGCAUUUGCACAUUUCCCUAACGGCAUUUCAGUGCUUGAAUAUUAACAACACUAAACCUCUUCUGGCGCCUUAUCUGUCAACAGUGAGGAGUGGGCCAGGACUUGUGUCAGGUUCCUCUGGGUCUAUUGUGACAUGGGUACAUUUAAAGGAUCAUUUCACACAAUUAGCAAAUACAUUUAUAUACUUACCCCUACUUGUUUCCAAGUUUUAUCAGCUUAAGAUUUUAAGAUAUCCACCUCUAAGAUUUCUGCCUCUAUCUUGAUCCAGCUUAUGUUAGUGGCAUUCUGCUCAUGGUGCUCAAGUAUUUUAAACAAAAAAAAAAGCAACAACUCUGCAGCAACUUCUUUCUCGUUAAUAAGGGCAAUCCACAGACCUCAUUUUUGAUAGAUCUCACUGGAGUUGCUGUUGACGAGUUUUCCUGAGUAGCCGUCUGUGUGGCAGCAUGAGUUUCAGAGCCAGAUGUCUGAAAAUCUCAGCACAGGUUGUAAAACCAGAACUGUGUCAAGACAAGACGCCCCUCUGAGGAGUACGUGAGUUAGUCUUUUGUUAAUUUGUGUGAAAUUUACACACAAAGACAUGGAUUCAGUUGAUCGGAUAUUUAUUUUAAGUUUCAGCUUCAACAAAAACGGGCCUGUCGGUUCAUUUUAACAACACAGCCUUGGCUUUAAGAAAUCCAGGCAUUAGAACUGGUAUUUUACAAAACAAACUGUGACGCAUGUGACUGAUGAACACUAUUGAACCUUGUUGGCACUGUAUCAGCAAUGAAGACUGUUACCACACCCACACAUCAUCCCCAGAAGCCAUAUUCUCAGAACUUAAUAACAAUUAAGGGACAAAAGGGUUUCACGUGUGUUAAUAUGUGCUUGUUUUCUUUUUCUCUCUCUCUGGCUUUGCUGAUGGGUAAUGAAGUGUAUUAUAAUCACAGCUGAUAUUGAAUCAUCUAGAACUACGCCUGGUCGUGUGAUGCACUUUAUGGAUGAAUGGUGAUGCAUGUUUGUCAGGAUAUGGUUUUUAUUACUUCCUUUGUUUGAGACAGAAAUGUGCCUUCGCAUUCAUUGAAUCUGUCUCCAUUCCCAACUGAAGCAAAUUUGUGAAUGUGAUAUGUAUAUGAAGUUUUGUUCAUGUUUCUCUCUAUAAAUUCCCUUCACUCACUCUAAUUCAAAGUGCCUUGAAUAUGUUUCACUUGACCUGUCGUUUGAUGUGUGGGGAUAGCUUUAUAGGUUCGUGUAGGACACGUUUGUGAUGGAAAUGUUUUAAGUGACACGCGUAUGUAUAAGUCAUUGCUGAAAAAGGACAUGGACAUGUUUUGUGAUCGUAAAUUUAUUCCGUCGAAGUUUUAGUUCUCAUAUACACCCAUGGUUGCACUAAAAAAAGAUUUCUACAAAUAUCAUUUGGUAUCACUAUAAAUGUCCUAGAUUUAACAGGAUUAAUUCACUGAAAGAUUUGGUCUGAAAUGAAUACUGUAAAUACUGUAAUAUGCUUUAUCAGAAAUAAAUAUUCACACGCAAUUAUAACUGGAAUGAUGUAUUAAAAACAUGUAUGUUG